Molecule: messenger RNA, 363 nt
Organism: Heterotrigona itama
Lineage: Eukaryota; Metazoa; Arthropoda; Insecta; Hymenoptera; Apidae
Source: the annotation of a GenBank genome assembly
AUGGAUCUUCCACGAUUCUUCAGAACAUCAUCAAGGAGAGAAAUAAACACAGGCGGAAGUUCCAAAAAACUGGUAAUUCCUUCCACAAGCUAUACAGAGACCUCCUCUCAAAUCUCAUCGGCAAAUACAUCGCAGAAGCACGAAACCAAACAUGGCAGGAUAAGCUUGCAAACAUCAAGAAGACGGACCACACACUUUGACAGACUUUCAAAAUUACUAGCCCCAAAAGCCGAAAGUUUGGCUGUAAACUUCGAAAAAGUAUACAACUCUACAUGGAACACAACUUCUUCUUCCAUCGAGCAUAAGAUCGAAGGACUUGCAAACCACAAACUCAUAGACGACAGCUUAAACUGCAUCCCUUAA